Molecule: messenger RNA, 2952 nt
Organism: Annulohypoxylon maeteangense
Lineage: Eukaryota; Fungi; Ascomycota; Sordariomycetes; Xylariales; Hypoxylaceae
Exons: 3
Coding region: 614-2494 (626 amino acids)
Biological process (GO): regulation of transcription by RNA polymerase II
Cellular component (GO): nucleus
Source: RefSeq, a predicted model, not a curated record
GACGGCUAUGCUUCCUGCAAAACCGAAGUGUAUAUAGAAUCCUAGAGCCCCCAAAAGCUUCACCUGUUCCCAGCUUCUGCCCCCAUCUCCAUGAUCACGGAACACGCCAAAUUCCCUUUCCGUCUUGCCUCAUACCCUCUCCUUUGGUCGUGUUUAUCACUUAUCUACGGCAAUAUAUAUAUAUGAUAGAGACUUUGUCUUCUUCCCGGAGCCUUACUUCAGCAACCCGUGAAGGGUAUUUUCCAAACCGUCGUUACUCGUAACCUCGUCGUGUGAGAUCGUAUGUUAAGGUAUCGAUAAGUUUAGGAGGCGAAUAUAUCACGAAUUCAGGCGCGCGAACUCUCGUUUUACCCUCACUCGAGCUUCGCGACUUACAUAAAACCUCACGCUCGCUAUUCCUACCCUCGACUAUACCUAUCAUCUCUUCAGUGCCCCUCUUUACGCCAGUUUGGACGCCAGGCGCUUUAAUUACAUUGCGAAGCUAGUUACCUAGCAUAAGCCAUUUAAACCUCGAGCACAUUGAGCACAUUGGGCUUGUAAAUCCUUGUUAUACGCCACUGGUUUUUCUUUUCUUUUUUUGUGUGGAAACGCCAGGAACGGAAAGAAACAUAAAAUGGCAUUGGUCGUCGACCAAUCUUACAACAUGUUUCCCAGGCAAGAGCAAGAUUUUAUGCUCUACCCUGAAUCUCACCACACUCAUCACGCCAGUUACGCCUCGCCGCCGCUCGAUAUGCACAUGAGCCCAAGCGGUUUCGGCGGCAUCCCGCGAAGUGUACAAGAUGACUUCCCACCAACGUCAGGAUACGAAGUCGGGCCAACAUAUUCGAAUGCGCAACAUUUCAUGUACGACAGAACAUCUCCCGGUGUGUAUGCCGACGAAAGCGAACUACCGGUACCGCCCUCUAACCUCUCAACCGCAUCAGCGCCUUCUGCAGCCUCUUCAACAGUUGGAUCACCGAGUUCCAACCAUGGCCAAUUGGCAUUCUUUCCAGAGUACCAGGCAAACGCGCUCGGUGUUCACCCCGGGAUUGUUGGGUCGAGUGAUUACUUGACAGGAACUGAGUACAAUGCCUUCUCCGGUUCAGGUAUGGAAGAAUUCAACAUGACUUUUGAUAAACAAGCCGGUGGUUUUGUUGAUCCUUCCAUGAUACAUCCCGACAUCCGCGGUCCUCCGAUGGCUCCACCGCUACAGGGAUACGACCAAAAUAGCUUCUCACCUCAAAAUCCUUAUCCUAACUCACCCGCCCUCUCUGGUCCUGCUUCACCAGCGCCUGCAAUGCGCAAUGGAAGCCAAUCUCCGUACAUGCACGGUUAUCAGCAGUAUAGCCCUUUCCAAGCUCCUCCUCCGGCUCCAAGACGGCAAAGCCUGUCUUCUUACCAAUCACAUGGUUCUCACGACUACGCAUACAACAGUGACGAAUCCGAGAAGAAGCAAAGAUGUCCUCACCCGGACUGCGGUAAGGUUUUCAAGGACCUAAAGGCGCAUAUGCUCACCCACCAGAAUGAGCGACCCGAGAAGUGCCCCAUUCAGACGUGCGAUUAUCACGUCAAGGGUUUCGCUCGCAAAUAUGACAAGAACCGACACACCCUAACCCAUUACAAGGGUACUAUGGUGUGUGGAUUUUGUCCUGGGUCCGGGUCGGCAGCCGAGAAGUCGUUCAACAGAGCGGACGUCUUCAAGAGGCAUCUUACAGCCGUACACAACGUUGAACAGACCCCUCCUAACAGCAGAAAAAAGGCCGCGAACUCGGCGAACAGUGGCAAGAAGCUGACUGGCUAUGCGCCAGAUGCUACAGGCAAAUGUUCGACAUGUUCGGCUACAUUCUCUAGCGCCCAAGACUUCUACGAACAUCUGGAUGACUGUGUGCUGCGCAUCGUCCAACAGGAAGAUCCUGCCGAGGCUAUUAAUGCGAAGCGGCUAGCCGAGGUAGAGGACGAUGAGGACGUUCACCAGACCCUGGAGAAGAACUCGCUUCCCACCACCACGCAGACUGUCUCGAACUCGGACGACGAAGAGGACGAGGAUAUGGUCGACGAGGAUGACCUCGCGGACGAAGAUUUCAAGUCGAGGAAGCCAGCUUCGCCAACGAAGAAGAAGGGGAACCCGUCGAAUGGCGUUCAGAAGUCCAAGGGAAUGACACAUUCGCGAGGUGGCAUGCCAUUGUCGAGUAAGAACAAGAGCCGCAAGAACCGGCGCGAAUACCCUUCGUCGUGGGGGUUUGACAAAGGGCAGAUGACGAUGAAGAAGCGGGUGAUGGCCGUUUUUGAUGGACCUCGCCGAUUGGCUAAGGAUGACAUGAUGCUCUCCACCGAACACGAAGUCCGCCUAAAGCUCUCCGACGGCAAGUCUUACGUGACAGACCUCGACGUCAACACUAUGAAACGCGCCGAAGGAUUCCUCAACGCUACCGAGGAGGAGAAAGGAUUAUGGGUAUCCGAUGACCCGACCGAGGAAGACAUGAAGCGCAUGCUGGAAUACAGCCGCCAGCACUAAUUCGGACGUAUAUAUAUCACAUAACCAUACUAUAGUGUAUCGAUAUAGUACAGCAUUCAUGACGACCGAGACGAAGAAUGGGAUAGCAUGACUGGCGCAAGGUUUAUUGUACAUUGGGAUACAUUAAUCGGCAUAUAAAAACCUACAGGGCGGUUCCUUUUUUUCUUUCGCCGGAGGACAGACCUGUCGGCGAUCUAUAGAAGGGGAGACGGCGGAAGCGUCUCAAGGAUGACCAUCUCCGGGAGCCCAUAAGGGGCUUAAAGCAUAUUUGAAAUAUUUUGUAGUUGAUGACCUGUAUCGAUACCCUGUUUAUUUUUACGUUGACAAUGGCGUUGCAAAUACCGAAAAUACUCGGCAUUGUUCUUGAAUACCUAGAGAAAUACAUAUCUCGCUUCUGCCACAUCUCACUUGACCGCUCCCUGACGUGACACUAUACGCGUAAUUGUUAUCUAAUCAGC